AUGUUUACAUUAAUCGUCAAGGCUGAGCAGACGGGAGUGACCAACCUCCGACCAGAUGAUACCCAAGACAACCCGUUCUGGUAUAUGUUCAAGGUUCAAUGCACUUCAUGCAGAGAAACGCACGACAACUAUGUGGGAGUGAACCGUUUUGAGACCAACGAAAUGAGCGGAAGCCGUGGUGAGGCCAACUUUGUAUGGAGGUGCAAGAACUGCAAGCGUGAAUCAUCGGCUUCCAUAAAAGCAGCCCCAGUCCCCUACGAGCAGUCGGAGCCGCCCAAGGCGCACAAGGUUAUUGAAUUUGAUUGCCGCGGACUCGAGUUUACCGAAUUUAAGCCAGAGGGCGAAUGGCUAGCUGAUGGUCUUGACUCUGGUACCAAGUUUACCGCCAUCGAUCUAUCAGAUGGAGAGUGGUUCGACUAUGACGAGAAAGCUGGAGAGGAGGUUAGUGUCAAGGAUAUUACCUGGGAGAUUCGCAGAGCUUAA
This is a messenger RNA of Pochonia chlamydosporia 170, 483 nucleotides long. RefSeq lists its product as hypothetical. Gene Ontology annotation, molecular function: zinc ion binding. Lineage: Eukaryota; Fungi; Ascomycota; Sordariomycetes; Hypocreales; Clavicipitaceae. The transcript is spliced from 5 exons. The record is from RefSeq and is a predicted model, not a curated record. The coding region runs from base 1 to 483 and encodes 160 amino acids.